Lacerta agilis (Sand lizard) is the source of this 1843-nucleotide messenger RNA. It is a transcript of the gene DHODH, whose product is annotated as dihydroorotate dehydrogenase (quinone). The record is from RefSeq and is a predicted model, not a curated record. The transcript has 9 exons. Bases 96 to 1517 code for a protein of 473 amino acids. NCBI's taxonomy places the organism in Eukaryota, Metazoa, Chordata, Lepidosauria, Squamata, Lacertidae. Gene Ontology annotation, biological process: pyrimidine ribonucleotide biosynthetic process; 'de novo' pyrimidine nucleobase biosynthetic process. Gene Ontology annotation, molecular function: dihydroorotate dehydrogenase activity. Gene Ontology annotation, cellular component: mitochondrial inner membrane; cytoplasm.
UGUGAGAGCAAAUCAUGUAUUGCUUCUUUGGGGUAGGCUGGAGCAACAGCCAAGGCAAGCAGAGGUUCAGCGGGUGCAGCUUUUGCUGAGCAGCAAUGGUUCUCCUGCCUGCCAUGCAGCUGCUGAAGGGCUUGAGGCAGAUUCCUCUACCAAAAGGCCUCCUGUCAGAUCCGGCCAGUCAUUGCCAGGAGCCAGUAGUAAUUGGAAGCUAUGCCUUCCUUGUGUUGUGGCAUUUGAAAUCCUCCCCUUUUGCCAUCCCAGGUAGUACCAGCAGCUCUUCAACAGGAUUCCUGCUGCGUUUAGCCCUUUCAGAGUGCCCCAUACGGACCAGCUGCUUUCUCAGUUUUAGGCGACGCUUUAAGGAGGCAUCAGUGAUUCUCGGUGGGGGCAGCCUGAUCUUCACCUCAUACCUGGUGGUCAAGGGAGAUGAGCACUUCUACGCUGCGCAGCUGAUGCCACUCCUACAGAGAGUGGUGGGCCCCGAGACAGCCCACAGGCUGGCUGUGCGCUUUGCGGCUCUGGGGAUCCUGCCCUGCUCAAGCCAAGCUGACUCGGAUGCAUUGGCAGUGGAAGUCUUUGGGCGCCGGUUUCGGAACCCUCUUGGCCUGGCUGCUGGUUUUGACAAGCAUGGAGAGGCUGUAGAUGGACUCUACAAGAUGGGAUUUGGCUUUGUGGAGGUGGGGAGUGUCACCCCAGAGCCCCAAGAGGGGAACCCCAGGCCCCGUGUCUUCCGGCUGCCAGAGGACCAGGCCAUUAUUAACAGGUAUGGGUUCAACAGCCACGGGCAUGCAGUGGUGGAGCACAGACUUCGAGCCCGACAAGAAACUCAGCGUCAGCUCAGCUUAGCGGGGAUGCCUCUUGGAAUAAAUCUUGGCAAGAACAAGGCCUCUGUGGAUGCAGCAGCAGACUACGUGGCGGGUGUGCGGGUGCUGGGCCCGCUGGCCGAUUACCUGGUGGUGAACGUUUCCAGCCCCAACACGCCGGGACUGCGGGCCCUUCAAGGGAAAGCGGAGCUGCGCCUCCUGUUGGCCAAGGUGCUGGCUGAGAGGGACGCCUUGGCAUGCAAGCACAAGCCGGCUGUACUGGUGAAAAUUGCUCCAGACCUCACGGCCCAAGACAAGCAGGACAUUGCCAGUGUCGUCUCCGAGUUAGGCGUUGAUGGACUGGUGGUCACCAACACCACUGUGAGCCGCCCCAGCACCUUGCGUGCAGCUCUUCGUGGGGAGGUAGGGGGUCUAAGCGGAGCUCCCCUGCGAGAGCUCUCCACUCAGCUGGUCAGCGAGAUGUACUCUCUCACCCAAGGACGGGUCCCCAUCAUUGGUGUAGGUGGAGUCUCCAGCGGGCAAGAUGCCUUGGACAAGAUCCGUGCAGGGGCCUCCUUGGUGCAGAUGUACACUGCCCUCACCUACCGUGGGCCACCUGUGGUGGGUGCUGUGAAACAGGAGCUGGAGGCUCUGUUAAGGGAGCAAGGAUUCCAGAGCGUGCAGGAUGCUGUAGGUGCAGAUCAUGGCCUCUGAGGACUCCUGGCAUGGGCUUAGUGUGACAGCAGGGACUCUGUGGGCAUAGAGAUGCUUGUUUGCCCAGGUCAGCCUGGUAGCAUCCAGCAUGUUUCUGCUUGCAGUCCUGCCCCGUCUUCCCCUACAUGAGGGCAGGGGGGCUUCCAUCAAGAUCAGCUGGGUCCAUUUUUUUUACAGCAAGGAACAAAAAAGUGCCUCCUUGAAGAGCUUCACAGUGUACUUCUUAAUGCAAACUUUUGCAGUCCAGCAGGUACUAAGUGUCCCUGGAACAGGAUGAGCAAACAUUGACACAAGUCAAGUAGGCCAGGCUCGGGCUGGCUUCUUUC